Molecule: messenger RNA, 1629 nt
Organism: Vicia villosa (hairy vetch)
Lineage: Eukaryota; Viridiplantae; Streptophyta; Magnoliopsida; Fabales; Fabaceae
Exons: 5
Coding region: 1-1629 (542 amino acids)
Source: RefSeq, a predicted model, not a curated record
AUGGCUGAGAUGGAGAAAGAUGAUGAAAAUGGUGUCGACCUCUUUCCUGACAAGUACUUCCAAUUGGUAUUAAAAAAAAAUAGGAGAAAUAGAGAAGCCCUAACUUUAAGCAAUACUAGACCAAGGUUAGAUUUCAAACUCUUUGCUGUUAAUAAUAGGGAUAUCUUAUUGCCUAACAUAUGGUUCUUUUGUAAAUAUAAUCUUGAGCCCUCUAUUGUUAAUAUUGAUGAUCAACAUAUAAAUUUCACCAUUGAUUCUCACAACACCACUUUAGGUUUCUCUGUAAUUUAUGCUUCUACUAGCUAUGUUCAUAGAAGAUAUCUUAAGGAUUGCCUUAAGGUUUGGAACAAGCUCACUUUUGGGAAUGUUCAUGAUUCUGUUAGCUUGGCUGAAGGUUACUCUGAUUUUUUGCAGGAAAGGGAAACUAAAGCUCAGCUUGAUUUUGAAAAGGCUUUAUACAUGGAAGGGGAGCUUUGGAGGGAGAAGUCUCGAAUAAAUUGGCACUUGCAAGAAAAGCACAUAGAAAACCAUUUUAAGAAUCUUUUUAACUGUGAUUUUGUGGAUAAUGAUUAUGACUUGAUUCAAAGAGUUAUUCCUUAUCUUGUUAAUGAGCAAAUGAAUGAUAGGUUGCUGAAUUUACCUAGCCCUGAGGAGAUUCACAGUGUUGUGCUUAACCUUAACAUUGACUCAGCCCUUAACCCUGAUGGAUUUGGAGCAAUCUUCUUUUCCAUGUUUUGGGAGAUAAUCAAACUUGAUGUUAUUAACGAUGUCAACCAAUUUUUAUUACGAGAGUGGAUCCUUCCCAAUCUUAGUGCUAACAAUCUAAUUAUGCUGCCUAAGUUUAAGGAUGCUAGUAGCAUUAGCCAUUAUAGACCAAUUGCUAUAGCUAACGUUAAAUACAAGAUAAUUUCGAAAAUCCUAGCUGACAGGUUAUCCUCCAUUCUCCCUACUUUAAUCUCUCCUGAGCAAAAAGGAUUCAUAGCUGGCAGAAACAUUAAGGAUGACAUAUGCCUUACAUCUGAAACCAUAAAUCUUCUUGGAAAUAAAAGCUUUAGUGGGAAUGUUGCCCUCAAAAUAGACAUUACUAAAGCUUUUGACUCCUUGAAUUGGAACUUCAUUUUUAAAACUCUAACUACUUUUGUCUUCUAUUCUAAAUUUUUUUCUUGGAUUCACACUCUUCUCAAUUCUGCUAACCUUUCUAUUGGCUUAAAUGGUAAUCAGGGGCAUGUUAAAUCUCUAACUUCCAUUUCUAAGCUGCUGAAGGACUAUGCCUUUUGUUCUAGCCAAAUUUGCAACUCUAAUAAAUCUAUCAUUUAUGCAGGAGGAAUGGCCCAAGAUAGACAUAACAGACUGGCUGCUAUCAUUGGAUUCUCUAUAGAUUAUCCUCCCUUUGUAUACCUUGGUGUUCCUAUAUUUAUAGGUAAGCCAAAAUCUAAGCACUUAUCUUUUCUUGCAGAUAAUAUUAAGAUCAAGCUAGCGUCUUGGAAGGUUAAAAUGCUUUCAAUGGCCGGAAGACUCAUGUUGGUUAAGUCUGUUAUUCAUAGUAUGAUGGUGCACUGCAUCAGCAUUUACAACUUGCCAUCCACUAUCAUUAGCAAUAUUGAGCGAUGGAUGCGUAACUUUAUCUAG